UGUUUGUUGUCGUUGUGUUCAGGUUGUGUCAUUUUUAGCUGCAUCGCUCCUGUUAUCUCAAAAGUGCUUUGAAGUUCGGCCGGCAGUGUUCAAGUGAAGUGAAUCUUUCUUGCGACUCAUCGCUGCUUAUCAGAAUCUUAAAUACGGUGUUUGAGGGUGCUGGAAAAUAAUUCCAUCGUAAUUUUUUGAGGAUGAUUUCUGCUCGCGCACUGCACUACGUGUUCAAAAUUGGAAAUCGUGCCAAAAAUGCCCAUUUUUUCCGAGAAAUUCUGGGCAUGCAGGUGCUUCGUCAUGAGGAAUUCACUCAGGGAUGUGAUGCUGCUUGCAAUGGUCCCUACGACAAUCGUUGGAGUAAAACCAUGAUUGGCUAUGGACCUGAAUCGACUCACUUCGUCAUAGAGCUGACGUACAAUUACGGUGUCAAGGAGUACACCUUGGGAAACGAUUUCGGUGGAAUUACCAUCAAAUCUUCGGAUGUGGUCGAUCGAGCUACCAAGAGCAACUAUCCUAUGGUGAAAGAGAAUGACCACUUCGUUUUGGUAUCCCCGGAUGGUUAUAAAUUUUUCGUCAUCAACGAGAAGCAAGAUUCGACACAGGAUCCAGUGAAAAAAGCUACGCUGAACGUAACGGAUCUUGACCGGUCGGUCAAAUACUGGCACGAAACGCUGGAAAUGAAACAACUCGCGAAAAGCGACAACUCAGCCCAAUUGACUUACAAGGAAAACGGUUUCGUUCUACAGCUGAACAAGAUCAAUGGUCCGUUGGACCGCGCCAAAGCUUACGGGAGAAUCGCCUUCGCUGUGCCAUUCGAUGUGCAACCGAAAAUUGAUGAGGUCAUCAAAGCCAGCAACGGUACAAUUUUGACACCGCUGAUUUCGUUGGACACUCCCGGCAAGGCGACGGUUCGCGUUAUAAUUCUGGCUGACCCGGAUGGGCAUGAGAUCUGCUUCGUUGACGAGGAAGGCUUCACUCAGCUGUCCGAGGUGGACCCGGAGAGCAACGGCCAGCUUGACAAAUACAUCAAGAAGGAUCCAUUCCAGGAGCAAUGAGUACUUAUAUUUGUUAUAUUUUAAACAAGGGGAUCAAAUGGUAUUAUAAAGUAUAUUGUUAUUGAUUAAAUAA
This is a messenger RNA of Armigeres subalbatus, 1122 nucleotides long. Its product is annotated as glyoxalase domain-containing protein 4. Lineage: Eukaryota; Metazoa; Arthropoda; Insecta; Diptera; Culicidae. The record is from RefSeq and is a predicted model, not a curated record. The transcript is spliced from 3 exons. The coding region runs from base 192 to 1049 and encodes 285 amino acids.